AUGUCCGUAAGUUGCAAAGGACAUUUCAAAGAGUAUUGCAAGAAUUGUACUUUUGCCGGUCUCUCGCACAUCGCUGACGAGUCCAAGCACUGGGUGGAACGAUGGUUCUGGGUGGUGUUGGUGGUUCUCUCGUGGUACGGGUCUGCUCUGCUCGUGCGGUCAGCGUGGUCAGCGUUCGUGAACAACCCCAUAAGCUUCGGCGUGGAGACUGUGUACACAGACUGGGACACAAAGCUGCCCGCGGUUGCUGUCUGCGAGGCAUCCAAUGAUCACAAGAUCUAUGAUGUUUCUGAUGCAAUCUGGACGCCAGACCAUUUACUAGAUCUAGAAGAUGUACUGAAGGACAUCGUGUACUUCCGUGGGUCGGCGUACAGCUUCUCCGGUGUCUGCACUCAAACUCGAACACCGGACCCCCAAUGUCCUGUAUCCAAUUUCACCCACUACGUAAAUCUUGUACGAAGCUCUUGUCAGGAGAUGAUGAGGAAUUGUUCUUUUGGCAAAAGACAGUUCGACUGUUGCGAAUACUUCGUUCCAAUAGAAACGGAUAUGGGAACUUGUUUCGCGCUGAACUCUCUGCAAGUAGAGAAACCCAAGUUAUAUCCAAUGGUGUUCAACGUGAACCAGAAGGAGGGAGUUCUUAACUUUGAGGUACUAUUGAAUUCCAUGCUCUACACUCUGGGAGAAGAUGAAGUACCCACGAUCACAACCAUUUUUUCUUCGACGUUGAAACUGGCUUUAGGAAAGAAUUACCAGAGACAAGUGGUGGUGAGAAACAUCGAGAACGACCCACUCACCGCUGAGACCACGCCAGAGCAAAGAGCUUGCCGGUUCCACGACGAGAACGACGACGGCCUCUACCCUGUCUACUCUUACAGCUCUUGCACUGUUCAGUGCCGCAAGCGGCAGCAAAUGCAGCUGUGCGGCUGCAACGACCACUUUAUGAUCGGAACAGGUGAAGGAUUGUAG
Messenger RNA from Leptosia nina, 966 nucleotides. NCBI's taxonomy places the organism in Eukaryota, Metazoa, Arthropoda, Insecta, Lepidoptera, Pieridae. The record is from the annotation of a GenBank genome assembly.